This is a messenger RNA of Syngnathus acus (greater pipefish), 2050 nucleotides long. It is a transcript of the gene cldn10l2, whose product is annotated as claudin-10. The transcript is spliced from 5 exons. Bases 743 to 1528 code for a protein of 261 amino acids. The record is from RefSeq and is a predicted model, not a curated record. Gene Ontology annotation, biological process: cell adhesion; bicellular tight junction assembly. Lineage: Eukaryota; Metazoa; Chordata; Actinopteri; Syngnathiformes; Syngnathidae. Gene Ontology annotation, cellular component: plasma membrane; bicellular tight junction. Gene Ontology annotation, molecular function: structural molecule activity.
AUAUAUAUAUAUAUAUUUUACUUCAAACUAAACAAAAUUUACUUUUAUCUUCACUCAAACAACAAACUAAAUAUUUUCUUUUUCUUCAGAUAAAAACAUAUCUACACCCACAGUGCUGUACAUAGAGUAAAAUUAGACAUUAAGGCAGUCAAAACAAUAAAUUAAGAACAUAAAAACACUAACCACCAGAAAACACUGAAACAAUGCUGAGUCUUAUGCUGAAUAAAUAAAAAUGUGUUGCGCUGAUGUCUUUUGCUUUACCAGUCAGGGCCACUAGAGGGCACGUUUACACGAUAGCUAACGAUCUGACGUGAUAAUGUUCAACCAAUGUUUUGAAGCGAAUUUAUUCACACUCUAAUUCUAAGGGAAAUAUAAUUUCUAUUUAUCUUACAUUUUGCUUUAAACUGACUACAUACUGUGGGUGUGACCAUUAUUGUUUUGUACUAUGGCAUUUUGAUAUUAAAAAAAACACUUUGUGAAUAAAUGUUGAAAGUUGAGCGUAUUGUGGUGUUGUGCUUUUUUGCUUCCUCUUUGUGUCAUUCUGUCAGCAUAGCAUGUACAUGUCGAAGUGAGACGGCAUCAUGGCACACUCCGGAAUAUUUACAGUAAAUAGCCUUCCAUCAGGUAAGACGCCCUUAUCAACACUGAUGACACACCGCACAAACACACACACACCUUACACACACUUCACAAAUCAGCAACCAAAAAAAGCUCUUCAACUCAUCUGUGUGGACUUUUGAAGAUGCGUAAACGUCUGAUCCAAGUGUUCGGCUUCCUGAUUUCCACGCUGGGCUGGCUCUUUGUGCUGUGUACCAUGGCUAUGGACUUCUGGAGGAUCAGCCAGAUCGGCGGCCAGGGCGGCUCGUUCAUCAUCAAGGUAGCCUGGUACUGGUCCAAUUUGUGGAAGGACUGCUUCACCGACUCCACGGCCGUCACCAACUGUAGAGACUUCCCUGUGCUCUGGAGUGUCACGCCGUACGUCCAGGGGGUGCGAGGCUUGCUGAUGUGCGGCCUGACUUUGGGCUUCUUCGCCGCCGUCUUGUGCUUCCUGGGCAUGGAGUGCACCUACCUCGGCGGAGACGAGCUGAGUAAGGACAAGAUGCUUUUCGCCGGUGCGGUCUUUCACUUUGCGGGUGGAGUGUCCGAUAUUGCGGCCUACUGCUUAUACAUCAACAGAGUUGCCAGGAACACCUUUGCUGUCAACUUAGCACCUGGACUCUUACGGUACGACUUAGGCCCGCCCAUAUUUCUCGGAUUGGUCGGAAGUUUUUUUAUCCUUUUAGGAGCUCUCUUUUAUGCAGCCACUGUGUUAAGAGUACUCCUAUCUAAAAGUCAAGUGGUCUAUACCUACGGCGGGGGCACAUACAUGGACCCUCGCACACGAGGACGAAGCAUGUACACCGGUUAUUACAGAUCCAACAGGCUCUAUGGAACUUACUACGGCUCGAGGAGAUCCAGCGGCUCCAAAAUAGCCAAACUCUCUGCGACAACACCAGAGAGGUUUUCUGAAAGGGAUGCCUUUGUGUAAUGUCUGUAAAUGGAUUUGUUGUGUAUGAAUUUUUCAGGUCACAUUGAAAGAUAACAAGUCAUAUUAUGCGAGGAAAGUUGUUCAUGUUGGGAGAAAAAAAUAUCUAUAAAGAGAUUAUGAAAUAUAUAUAAACAUAUAAAAAGUACACAGUAUAUAAAAAUGUCUUGAUUGAAGUUCAUUGUUGCAAUUAAGUUGCUGUUAUUUUUAUUUUUAAUUAUUUUUAGUUAUGUUACUAUUAAUUAUUUUAUGCUGUUGGUGAAAUGAUCUAACAUUGUAAAAAACAAUUAUUCUUGUUUGCCCUUCACUGGCCAUAUAUAAAAGUGAUAAAAAUAUUAUUACUAUUUUUAAUUAUUUUUAGUUAUGUUAUUAAUUAUUUUAUGCUGUUGGUGAAAUGAUCUAACAUUGUAAUAAAAACAAUUAUUCUUGUUUACCCUUCACUGGCCAUGCAUAAAAGUGAUUAAAAAAAAAAGAAUAUUUAAAAAUUAUCAACAAACUCUUUAUGCAAUUAAACAGAUUGUUUUA